Molecule: messenger RNA, 4668 nt
Organism: Clupea harengus (Atlantic herring)
Lineage: Eukaryota; Metazoa; Chordata; Actinopteri; Clupeiformes; Clupeidae
Gene: tax1bp1a
Product: Tax1 (human T-cell leukemia virus type I) binding protein 1a
Exons: 17
Coding region: 124-2586 (820 amino acids)
Source: RefSeq, a predicted model, not a curated record
GUUGCGUGACGACAUGAAGCACGUCGCGGCGCAGGGCACUGAUUGCCAUACCCUCAUCGAAAAUGGAGCUCCUCACAUCUUUGUACGAGUUGCCUCGGACCUGAGGUGAAGCAUCAAACGUAGAUGAUGUCAUCAUUCCGAGAAGUUGCAACAUCUCCUGGCUGUGGCCCUGUAGCUAAGGGCAGUGUUUCCAUAGAGACGUCCAGCUUUGCUCAUGUGAUCUUCCAAAAUGUGGGGAAGAGUUUCCUGCCACAGGCUCCGCUGGAGUGCCACUACACCCUUACCCCUGCUAUCACACCCCAUCCCAAAGAUUGGGUUGGCAUCUUUAAAGUAGGCUGGAGCACCGCGAGAGACUACUACACAUUCCUGUGGUCUCCCAUGCCAGAGAGUUAUGUGGAAGGCUCAACCGUCCAUAGAGUAAUAGUAUUCCAGGGUUACUAUGUUCCCCGUAGUGAUGGAGAGUUCUAUCAGUUCUGUUACGUGACCCACGGAGGAGAGAUUCGCGGUGCCAGCACGCCUUUCCAGUUCCGACAAGCCACGCCCUCCGGGGAGGAACUUCUGACCGUGGAGGACGAGGGCAAUUCGGACAUCCUGGUGGUGACCACCAAGACUGGACUCCUAGAGCAGCGUGUGUGUGUGGCGCAGCAGGAGUGCAUGGAGCUGCAGCAGAGGCUGUGUGUCCUGCAGCGAGAGAAGGAGCAGGUGCAGGCCGACCAGCGCAGACUCCAGAGAGAGAGGGACGAGGAGAGGGACACCUAUGCACAGAUACACACACAUAACAAGGAGCUUCUCCAUCUGUGUGAGGCUGAGAGAGAGGAGCUGAGGAAAAGGCUCCACGAGUCGAAGGAGCGGACUAUGAAACUCGAGGAGGAACAACAGCUUGUGAGGGACAAACUACACAAGGUAACACUGGAGAAAGACAGUGUGGAGUCCCACCUGAAGGCUGAGAGAGCGGAGAGGGAUCUCCAUAAAGCCCAUGUGCGGAGUGCAGAGCUGGAGAACACUAAGCUGACUGCGGAGCUGCAGAUGCUGAAGGCCAUGGAGUUGAACAGGGAAGUGACCAUCGCCCAGUACCAGGAGGAGCUGCAGAGACUCCACACUGCAGACAUAGGUGAGGCUAUCCGUCUGAAGGAGCAUCUCCAGCAGGCGGAGGAGAAACUUCAGUGCUCCCAGCAGGAAGCUGUGCUCCUGGGGGCAGACCUGUGCACCGCGUCCAGCAGAUGUGAGCAGACAGCGGGGGAGCUCCAGAGGGUCCGGCAGGAGGCCGAGGCCCUGCGCUCCAGCCUAUCAGAGGCCCAGGCCCAGGGCCAGAGCGCCCAGUCACAGCUGGAGAGGAUGAGACACGUCGCCUAUCAGAAGGAGGGCGGAGACUCCUGUCCCGUGUCACAGGUGGAGGCGGAGCUCCAUAAGGAGGUGGAUGAGCUGAAGGUCCGUCUGCAGAUGGCCGCAGAGCACUACAAGGAGAAGUACAGAGAGUGUCAGAAGCUCCGCAAGCAGGUCAAGCAGCUCAGCCAGCAGCCCAGGAUACCCCCUCCUGAGAGUCCCGAUCAGGUGGAGUCAGAUGAUGCAAAGAGAAUUGAGGCUGAGAUGACGACGGAGAUGAUCCAGGAGACCAGCUCACCAAGCCCAGAGAUGGGUGCUGCGGAUAAGCUGUUUACUGCACAAGACGCCACUCCUACUGAAGAGAACACAGCCAGGGAGAGAGGUGGGAGAGUGGGAGAGGAGACCAGAGAAACAGAAGGGGAGCAUGAUGGGAACGGAGAGAACAGAGAAGAUGAUCAUGGUGAUGGAGAAAUACUGGAGAGCGAACAACAUAGUCAGGGAGAAGAGGAGAGGAGAGAGGAGGAAGAGGGUGCUGAAUUAGCCAUGAUCGAGGAGGAAGAGGGUGCUGACUUAGCCAUGGUCGAGGAGACAUGGAGAGAGCAGUGCUCCAUCAACAAGAACUUCUCUCAGCUUCUGAAGGCUCAGCUGGAUGAGAAGUCCAGGGAGGUGACUGCUCUGAGGGAGAGCCUGUCUGAUGUCAUGCGGGAGAAGGAGAGACUGGAGAAGGAGCUGCGCUUGUAUGGAGCCUUGCAGAGGCCCGAGUGCUCAGGGGAGCAGGUGGCCCUGCUCUACCCCCUCCCCUACACCCAGGAGCACCCACCUCCCCCCCUCAUCCAACAGAGACCUGCAGACCUGCAGUAUGGCAACCCCUAUGCCAGAGACCCUGUAGAUGGCGCUAGUGGGUCCUCUGGGGUGCCAGGCCCUGAGGGAGUGGUAUGUAUGCAACCGUCUCGCGGUCUGAGUAUUCCUGAUGGCCUCGAGAACGUCUUUCAAGACCCUCGCCAAGUGAGGCGCGCGCACACAAAUAGAAAUAUACGACACACAACAUACUCAUUAAUUGUGUCUGCGGUGCAGAAGCGCUGUCCGCUGUGUGAGGUGAUCUUCCCUCCCCAGUUUGAGCAGCGCAGCUUCGAGCAGCACGUGGAGGCCCACUGGCGUGUGUGUCCCGUGUGCAGCGAGCAGUUCCCCCUGCACACACAGCAACUGCUCUACGAGAGGCACGUCCUCACGCAUUUUGAUGGGAAUGUUCUCAACUUUGAGUAGCUACCAAUUACCAGGAACAGUGCUAGUGUGUGUGUGUGUGUGUGUGUGUGUGUGUGUGUGUGUGUGUGUGUGUGUGUGUGUGUGUGUGUGUGUGUGGCUGUCUGCUGUCGAGAGACUGUGGUGAAUAGACUGCUGAUGAUGUGUCUUAAGUGAGGAAGGCUGUAGGUGACAGUUGACGGCAUUGCCAAACAUUACAGCUGCUUUUAAAGUUCAUGUGAGCCACACCAGUGGUUCUUUUGAACUACCACCAGACUUCUCCAUCUUCUGAGCCCACCACCUCCACCCAAUGUGCUGUGUACACACUCAAUCAUUGGCUGCCACUGAUACCACCUCCAUCCAAUGUGCUGUGUACACACUCAAUCAUUGGCUGCCACUGAUACCACCUCCACCCAAUGUGCUGUGUACACACUCAAUCAUUGGCUGCCACUGAUACCACCUCCACCCAAUGUGCUGUGUACACACUCAAUCAUUGGCUGCCACUGAUGCCAACUAUUUCAUUUCCUUGCUGCUCAUCAGUGUUGGUUCUAUAUCCAUGUCCCUUAGCCGCCAUAAUAGAGGUCAUUACAUUAUUACAUUACAUUACAUUACAUUAUUCAAUCUCAGAAUAUCUAUUAUAGCGAUGGAUGGCUAGCAGAAUAUAAAGACUACCAUAAGUCUACCAUAAAUGUAAUGUACAUCAGCUUUAAGCAUCCUGUUUCCCUACCUAUAAACACAUACACCCUUUGCUUCAUACUCACGUAUGCACAGAUACAUGCACACCUGGCAGAUUUGAGAUGCAGACACAGAGACUCUCAUGUGACAUUCUCAAACGCUCAUGAUCUGAAACACAUGGCUGUAUAAUUUGCUAGAGAUGAUUGGUGGCAUGUGCUACAGUCCCUGCUUGAGUCGCAGUGCCACCCUAUGCCAUCAGAUAGUCUUUGUGAAUAGCUCUGUUCUAUGGGGUGUUAAGAUGUUAUAGUAUGUCCAUUACUUUUGGGAACCGGACGAGGAACUGAUUCUGGUAGCGGAGAUCACCAGUAUGUGUCUAACAUAUGUGGAGCUGAACGGUGAAAGAUAGCAGUGGGGCAUUAGCAUUUAGGGGUGGAUCUGCACAUCUACAGAUUGUUUGUAUAAACAGACAAAAUAGUUCUUGUGUUAUUGUAUGUUGGGUAACACAGUAAAAUGCUGACAGCUUUAUGUGACUAUUGUAUAUUGUAAUGGAAUACCUUUGUGGGAGUUCACUUUAGUCUGAGCCUGUGUAAUGCUAUCACACUUUGAUUGGUUUGACAAACAAACAAACAAACAAACGUGUUUCCAUGACCUGGAACAGGGAUCAACAACUUGGGUCUGUUUUAUUUACGCAUCGUCUGGAAUCAUGACUCAUCUGUGGGGGUUUGGAAUCAGGUUAUGAUGAAAUAGAAUUGCAUUCUUUCAAACAAAAAAUUGCAUGUAGUUAGUGGUCCUGCUCAACAUCAAGUCCUCAUAGAACAUAUGUACAGGUCUACUACACUCCUGCAUAAAUACAAAUGUUUUGGGGGUCAGGGCACUUUUAUAAACGUUUCAUUGUUUUCUCAAUCGGGAGAAGUGUCUGUAUUAAGAGCAAAUAUGAUAUAUGGAAAUAUGUAUAAUUGUACAUGUAAAGAAGUUUCAGUGCACUAAAUGAAAUGAAAUUGACACUGCAAAGGCAGUCUGUUCUCUUUGACAUCAUUCUGCUGACAAGGUCCAGUUCUGACACUGGCCCGGCUGUACUCUGACUGAGAUUUCAAGUGGCCGACAUCUCUUCCUGUGAAUUAUUCAAUUCAAUUGAAUUCAGUUUUAUUUAUAUAGUACCAAAACAAUAGAAUUGUCUCAAGAUGUAUUAUUAUAUUAUUAUCCCCAACCCACAGCUGUGCAGAUAUAGUUAUGGAUUUAUUACGUUUGUCUUUUCAACUGUCUGUCUUAUUAACUGCUAAGUUUAACCACUGACAUAGUGGUCUUCUUGAACUGAGCUGAAACUUCAACUUUGUCUAAAUGGAACACUAAGAAUAUUUGAAUUGUACUGGUUUAAAGUGUAUGAAUUCACACAAAAGAAAUAAAAUCUCUAAUGUAACCACACACAAAAAA